AUGAGAGAUAGGCCCGUCAUAAGCAUCAGAAAUUACACCAUAUACUGCGGCGAUGCUGAUGAGAACAAAGACGCCUUCUAUGAUGAACUCAAUACGUUGAUGUCUAAAAUACCAAGCCAGCAGGUGGUCAAUAUCGGAAUCGACGCAAAUGCGAAGAUGGGACUCGAACAGCAAUCCGAUAUGCUAGGAAAAUGGUAUUAUCCAGCGGAGCACGCGUCGGACAACGAGGAAUCAUCGACGCCCUUAGCUCACGUGGCAGGGUCAACCGUUUUAACGCCUGAAGAGCAGCGCAAGCGGAAGAUGAGGACCCUUAAACUUCAACUCGACUACGUUCUGGCAAGGAACAUUCCUCAGUCAAAUAUCCGAAAAUCUAGAGCCGUUUGGGACGUCGCGUUCGACUCUGACCACCGUCCAGUUCUUCUCAACUUCAAGGUACUGUUCCACAAGAGAGACCGAGGAGUUCCUCUUCAACCGAAAAUCGACAUGGCAGGUCUGAAAGACGAAGAGUGGAGAACGAAAUUCCGCCAGUGUGUGUCUCUUCAUGCUGAAGUACGGACCAGGAAGAAACUUAGCGAUGCAGAUUCCUUCACAAAGUGCAUCCAGGACACUGCAAGGGAAACGCUCCCGGUUCUAUUGCCGCGGAAGAAGUUUGCCUUAGCAUCUGCGAAAACAAAAUCCACGUACAAUUCUGUAUGUGUCGCGCGCAGUGCUGGUGACUUCAACCAGGAGAAGCGUCUUAGAAGGAAGCUGCGUCGUCAACUGCAACAAGACCGUGAUAACGAGUGGACGUCAAGAGCGAUGGAAUUUGAGAAGGCGUGGGAGGACAGGAACCCGCGGAAAGCAUAUACUCUACUAAAACAGUAUAGCGGCAAAAUGAAAAGAUGUUCUCCUGUCCUCAACACUGCCAGCGGAGUAGCUGUCGGUGAAGCAACCCUUCCAUUUUGGAGGGAACACUUCAAGACCUUGCUGAACCGGCUAGCACCGUCAGCUCCUGAACUCGAGCACGUUCAUAGACUGACAUAUGCGGAUGUAAAAUCUGGUGGAGACGACGGGAUUAGCGCAGAAAUGUUCAAAUAUCUUCCUCCGUCUGGGAUUCGUGACAUGACAAGGAUCAUCCGUUCAAUCUGGAUAGACGGAAGGAUACCUGAUUCGUGGAGGCACGCUAUCAUAAUUCCCCUCCACAAGAACCACGGAUCUCCCUCACUAGAGGGAUCACAGCCGGUGGAUUCAGGGGAUGGACUUCCUGUUUCUGCUGAGCCAGGACUGACUCAUGACAUCCUUGUAUCCCGCACGUCGGUCCGGCCAAAAGCUUGCAAUCAAGUGACUGGGAGGUGCAAGGGAGGCGGUUUGGAGUCGCCUCCAACAAAUAAGCUCCACAUGUCCACACCGGGAGAACGAAAGUUCUCCCAGAAACUCAUGGGACUAGAGGCUUGCAACCUGCCCAUGGGAACAUGCGACAGUAGAGGUGUUGGUGGAGUUGGCGUCCUCGUCAACACGAAUAUUGCAAAGAACAUCGACUCUUUCGAACAACUUACGACCCGUAUCGGACGUCUGCGGAUGAGAAGAUGUGGUCCAGCACCAGCCUUGGCUAUCUUCGUCGCUUACGCUCCAACAUCAAGCUACGAAGAAGAAGUGGACGCUUUCUAUAUGGACCUGGAGAAGUUCUACCGAGAAAAUCACGCCUUCUAUAAGGUCAUAAUUGGCGAUUUCAACACCAAAGUUGGCCCAAGAAGAACGCCGGAGGAACUUCACAUCGGUACCCACGACCUACAAUGGAAUGACCAGGGAGAGAGGCUCUCCGAGUUCAUCAUGACGACUAAGACCAUCCAUGGGAACUCGCAAUUUCAGAAGCCCUCUUCUUUACGCUGGACGUGGGAGUCACCCGGUGGAGGGUACCGUAAUGAAAUAGACCAUAUCAUCGUCAAUAGAAGGUUCUGCCUGACGGACGUCGGUGUUGUACCAAAGUUCUAUACGGGAUCAGACCAUCGCCUCCUCCGAGGAAGAUUUUCCUUCACAAGGAGAGCAGAGAAAGCCGCCAAGUUCAGAGAGAGAAAUCCCAGGACUACCAUCAACUCCUCCACAACGGUUGGGCGACGACCUGUGGUGAAAGCUAAGCUCGCCGUGGCAUGGCUGCUUAGUUUGGGGAAAAGUCUCUUUGCCACUCCAGCAUAUUCACUGCCUCAGUACCCUGCACACUGGGCCCUGCCGUCUCAGACGUCGGACGGUAUGGCGACCGGUGAGAGGCGAUCAAAUCUCAGGUUGCUCAGGACGUCAUUGAUUCUGGACCAAGGCGACACACGCACGACUCGCCAUGGAGACUGUCUCAGACUGUGUACUUACAACGCGAGAACAGUUUCCACAGACGCCGACCUGCAUGCCCUUCUCGGAGCUGCAGAGCGUAUCAAAUUUCACGUGAUUGCUCUGCAGGAGACCAAGUGCAGAAGGAGCGACGUACGACAGAUGAAUGACGGUACACUCGUCAUUCGUGGAGAGAAGGUUCCUUCGCGAAAUGUAGGCGGUGUUGGUUUUGUUGUGCACCCAUAUGUCGUCCAUCUCGUCGAUUCUCACGAGAUCCUGUCACCUCGUCUGGCCAUUCUUCGCCUCCGCCCUCUGCGCCAAAAACCCAUCAGUAUCAUCAACUGCUACUCACCAACAUCAGCAGCUGAUGAUUCCGAAUUGGACGCGUUUUACGAGGAGCUGGAGGAAGUAGUCCACAACGAGAAGUCCUUUUACAAAUUCGUUGUCGGAGACUUCAACGCAAAACUAGGAAAGGCCACAGAAGAGGAAUACAGGAUUGGAAGAUUUGGACUAGGGGACCGGAAUGAAAAUGGCAAUCGUCUCGCCGGGCUGUUGUCCGCCGCUCGCCUCUUUCAUGGGAACUCUCUUUUCAUGAAAAAAGAUCAUCGUCGGUGGACAUGGGAAUCGCCCAAUGGCGCGACUCGUGCGGAGAUCGACCACAUACUCACCAACCGGAGGUGGUGUCUACUUGACGUCUCAGUAGUACCAUCCUUUUGUAGUGGUUCUGAUCACCGUCUCCUUCGUGCGAAAAUACGACUUAGCCACACGAUGGAAAAGAACAUCUGCUAUCGGCAACGAAGGAGAAAAGAAGUCGUCUACGACGAUUGCGUACUCGAGGACUCCCUGUCCCAAGGUGACUGGCACAUCGAGGAGGACCCAAACGUGGACUACGAGAUGCUGCUCAGAGGAUUACGAGCCUGUGCUGAACGUGCUUCGAAGUCGCGCACGACAAACUUGGAUCGAAUUUCGAAGACCACCAAGGAAUUGUUAGGAAGAAGAAGGGCUUUGAGGCUUGAUCCGAAUGCAUCGCACAUUGAGCGGCAGAAGAAGAUUCUAGAAGCAGCACAAAGAAGAACGAGUCUAAAGAAGUGCCGCAGGGACCUCCGCGAAUAUAAUAUUCCGCUAGCAACCUUUGCUGAGCGAAGACGGGACUCGCACGUAUUCUCGUCCCCAAUCAUCCCCACUGGCGAUGCUCCACCACGGAUUCUCCCUUCGGAAGUACGAGUCGCUAUCAAGAGCAUGAAACCUGGCACAGCCCCCGGACCUGAUUUUAUAUCAGCAGACUUUCUUCGGGCUGGUGGCCAUCCGCUUCAUGUAAUCUUAGCAGCGCACAUGACAUCCUAUCUUCAGAAAGAAAGGAUCCCAGACCAGUGGAAGACCUCGCGAACCGUUCUUAUCCAUAAGAAAGGUGACCGAGAGGACCUUCGGAACUACCGUCCGAUAUGCUUGCUGAGCGUGUUAUACAAAGUAUUCACCAAGAUCAUCCUCACACGCAUAUCUAGGACGCUGGAUGAAGCCCAGCCUCAAGAACAAGCUGGAUUCCGCCAAGGGUUCAGCUGCUUGGACCACAUCCAGACCGUGUCGAGGGUCAUAGAGGUUUGCCGGGAAUACCGCCUGCCCCUUGUUCUAACCUUCGUCGACUAUGAGAAAGCCUUUGACAGCGUAGAAACGAAUGCAAUACUGUCAGCGCUGGUCGAUCAAGGUGUGGACGCGUCGUAUGUGAGGACAUUAGCCAAUUGCUACGAACGAUGCACGACUAGGAUACAGCUUUUCCACCGCCCUCUCACCAUACCCAUUGGAAAGGGGGUACGACAAGGCGAUACUAUAUCGCCGAAGCUGUUCACGGCUGCAUUGCAAUGGAUAAUGAAAUCACUAUCCUGGGAAGAAAGGGGCAUACGUGUUGAUGGAAGAUUUCUUUCGAACCUUCGUUUCGCGGACGACAUCGUUCUCUUUUCGAGCAGCACCAAUGAAGCAGAAACGAUGCUCAACGAAUUGAACGAAGCAGGGAAGAGAAUAGGACUACGAAUAAACAGAAAGAAGACACAGUUCAUGAAGAACGCGCACUGCGAGGACGGAGGAGUACAACUUGAAGGCUCCCAAAUCGUGGAAACUCCGUCAUACGUAUACCUCGGACGUUCUAUGAACAUGGAAAACGACUUGAAGGAAGAACUGAAUAGAAGAAUGAGAGCAGCAUGGGCAGCAUUCGCAGCCGUCAGGGAAGCUACGGACCAACUGACGGACCAUGAUCUUCGUGCCCAUCUGUUCGACUCGACAGUCCUUCCUGCGCUCUGUUACGCAGCGGAGACGUGGGCAGACACCACGGCCACGUCUAGGAAGCUACUUACUACCCACAGAGCCCUUGAGAGAUGUCUCCUGAAGUUUAACCGGCGCACACAACACCUUGCCGGUCUUAGUAGCUCCGACUUAAGAGGAAUGUCCCGUCUUCGCGACCCAGCGGAAUAUGUAUCGAAAGCAAAACAUAGAUGGGCCGGUCAUAUCAUGAGAAGAAUCGACGAUAGAUGGACUAAAAGAACGCUAGAGUGGAUCCCAAGGGACGCUAAACGCUCAGGGAGACCGCCAACGAGAUGGAGUGACGUGUUCGCUGCACGGAUGGACCAGCUGAGAGCUCAGCUGGAUACGGCUCAAGGACCUCGUCAACGUCACUCACGAAGCUUGAGAACAUCUUGGAUGACAGUGGCGAGGGAACGAAACGAGUGGAAGAGAUGCUGGGGCCCGCACGUCGAGUGA
This is a messenger RNA of Necator americanus (New World hookworm), 5046 nucleotides long. RefSeq lists its product as uncharacterized. Lineage: Eukaryota; Metazoa; Nematoda; Chromadorea; Rhabditida; Ancylostomatidae. The transcript has 9 exons. Gene Ontology annotation, cellular component: nucleus. Bases 1 to 5046 code for a protein of 1681 amino acids. Gene Ontology annotation, biological process: chromatin remodeling. Gene Ontology annotation, molecular function: catalytic activity. The record is from RefSeq and is a predicted model, not a curated record.